CGUAGCCUACCGCUGAUUUUUGGAUUAUGUUAAUUUUAAUAGCCUAGUUGUUUUCCUAGGCUCCAAACUCAAGGGAAAUAAGAGCAUUAUUGUUGUUCCUAUUAGUUCAUUCCGCACUGCAAUUCGUUUUAUGACUUUGGCUUCUUUCUAACUGCCUUUCCUCCAAACCUCCUUUGAAAAGCGUUCGUGUCUGCUCCGUUAAGCGUAAAUGGGCAGCGCCGGGGAGAUGCGCCAGUGUUCAGUGACGUCACCCGCAGAAGGAUGGAAACAAGUGCUGUGCACUUUGCUCCACAGACGAUGGCAGAGAUGGCGCCCAGGUGCCUAUGAUUAAGCAAAAAUAAACAAAUAAAUAAAAAAGCCGAACAAAGGGCUAUCAACAAUGCGAGCAAGAUUAUCGACAAAGGGCACAUUUUUCUAAUCAUCGCUGCAUUUUAUAAGCAAAACUUCAGCGGGGAAUACUUGAAAUAUUUGUCCUUUUUUUGUCCAAAGCAAGCCAUCUUUUCUUGCUGUGUGGGAACGGCAUCUUGGUUAAUCGAUUGAAAUUGGCUUUUCUGCAUAGACAAGUCAAUCUGUUGGCAGAUUUUGGUGUUUUCAGCAGCCGUUUUAGCCUCCGCCUCCCCGUCCAUUUAACGCUGGACGGCGGAGGGGCAGGAGAGACGGAAGGGCGAUGGCAGCGGGCGGAGGAGGCGCAGAGGCGGUGGAUCAGUACCGGACGGAGAUAGAACGGCUCGUCCGGGACCUUGCCGAGGCCAACCGAGAGAAGAUCCGGGCGGCGGAAUGUGGUCUUGUGGUACUGGAGGAGAACCAGGCUCUGAAGCAGCAGUAUGCCGACUUGGAGGCCGAACAGGAGACGCUGAAGCAGGAGCUGGAGCAGCUUCAGGAGGCGUUCGGCCAGGCCUACUCCACCCAGCGCAAGGUGGCGGAGGACGGGGAGACCAACGAGGAGGUGCUGCUGCAGGAGUCGGCCUCCAAGGAGGCCUACUACAUGGGCCGUCUGCUGGAGCUGCAGGCCGAGCUGAAGCAGAGCCGCUCCCUCACCAGCAACACGCAGGCCGAGAACGAGCGGCUGGGCGGGGUGGUGCAGGAGCUCCGAGAGGGGAAGGAGGUGCUGGAGGUGCAGAGGAGCAGGCUGAAGGAGGAGAUCCAGGAGUACAAGUUCAGGGAGUCGAGGCUGCUGCAGGACUACUCUGAGCUGGAGGAGGAGAACAUCUCCCUGCAGAAGAUGGUGUCUCAUCUCAAACAGAGCCAGGUCUGUGAGAGAAAGGUGGAGUACGAGGGCCUGAAGCACGAGAUCAAGGUCCUGGAGGAGGAGACGGUGCUGCUGAACGGGCAGCUGGAGGAGGCCCUGCGCCUCCGUCAGAUCUCUCAGACGCAGCUGGAGGAGGCCCUGGACUCCCUGCGCGGCGAGCGGGAGGUGAGGAACAGCCUGCGCAAGGAGCUGGCGCACUACCUCAUCCUGACCGACAGCAUCUACGCGGCCGGCGCCCACCUCAGCGACCCGCCCGCCGACUGCAACGGCCACGCGGGCGGGAACGGCGUCGCCGCGGCGACCAGCCCGGCCUCCGAGGGGGAGGCGCACCGCCCCGUCUCCGACCUGUUCAGCGAAAUGAACCUCACCGAGAUCCAGAAACUGCAGCAGCAGCUCCUGCAGGUGGAGCGGGAGAAGGCGGCCCUGCUGGCCACGCUGCAGGAGUCCCAGACGCAGCUGCAGCAGAUGCAGGGCGCGCUAAGCGAGCAGCACCGGCGCAUGCACCGCCUCAGCGAGAGCCUGCUGGCCAUGCGCCGGCUGCAGGGCCCCGGCCAAUCGGAGCGGGCCGCCGCGCAGGAGGGCCCCGGCCCCGCCCCCGCCUGCCGCGACUGCGAGAUGGAGGCGCGCAGCGUGGAGCUGCUGCAGUGCAAGUACCGGGUGGCGGUGACGGAGGUGGUGGGCCUGCAGGGGGAGCUCAAGGCCCUGCAGGAGACGUACCGGCGCAGCGUGGACUGCCUGGAGGGCGAGCGGGCGCGGGGCGAGGAGCGGCUCCGGGCGCUCCACGAGCACGUGGCCCGGCUGGAGAGGUGCCGACAGGAGGGCCGGGACACCAUCGGAGGGCUGGAGGCGGAGCUGCGGGCGGCGGCGGGCGUGGCCAGCGAGAGCCAGAGCAUGCUGGGAGCGGCACAGGAGGAGCUGGUCACCUUCAGCGAGGAGCUGGCCCAGCUCUACCACCACGUCUGCCUGUGCAACAACCAGACGCCCAGCCGCGUGAUGCUGGACUACUACCGGCAGGGCCGCGCGCCCUGGGCGGGCUGCCUCCGGGGCUCCGACGACGUCCGGGCGCUGCUGUCGCCCCACCUCCGCCGCCGGGUCUCCUCGGCCGGCCUGGAGCCCCGCUGCCCGUCCCCUUCCAAAGACCCCCCCGCCACCAGCACCGGCCAGGCGGGCGCCCCGCUCUCCUCCUCUUCCUCCUCUUCCUCGUCCUCCACCUCUCCCGUCCCGGAGCCCGGCGGGGAGUUGCGGAGGGAGCCGCUGAACCUCUGCACCCUGAUGGCCAUCAUCCGGGAGCAGGUGAAGCACCUGCAGAGGGCCGUGCACCGGGCCCUGCAGCUGUCCCGCCAGCGCAACGCCGCCCGAGAGCUCGCCCCGGGCCUCGACAAGGACCGGGAGGCCUGCAUGGAGGAGAUCCUCAAGCUCAAGUCCCUGCUGAGCACCAAGAGGGAGCAGAUCGCCACGCUCAGGCUGGUCCUCAAGGCCAACAAACAGACGGCGGAGGUGGCGCUGACCAACCUGAAGAGCAAGUACAACGCGGAGAAGGCCAUGGUGACGGAGACCAUGUCCAAGCUACGCAACGAGCUGAAGGCGCUGAGGGAGGACGCCGCCACCUUCUGCUCCCUCAGGGCUAUGUUCGCCACCCGGUGUGACGAGUACAUGACUCAGCUGGACGAGAUGCAGAGGCAGCUGGCAGCGGCGGAGGACGAGAAGAAGACGCUGAACUCCCUGCUGCGCAUGGCCAUCCAGCAGAAGCUGGCCCUGACGCAGCGGCUGGAGGACCUGGAGUGUGACAGCGAGCAGACGCACCGCAGCCGCGCCAGCAAGGUGGCCAAGCUCAAGAGCAGCCCUCCCAAACAGUGCGGAAAGGCACCGUCCGUCACGCACAGAGCCCCCGCUCUCUCCCACCACCCCUCCCUCGCCCCCUCCGCGCCGGGUAGCCCGCCCGCCCUGGAGGCCCCGCCCUCCUCGUCGUCGCCCUGGGCAACGCCGGCGCCCUGCUUCCAGCUGGGCCACCCGCACUGGACCCUGGGAGUCCAGGCCUUCACCGUGGACACCCAGCUCUUCGGCGCAGACGCCUCCCCGUCCGCCCGCCAGUCCCCGUCAGACUCUCACCCCGCCGGCCUUUUCCCCCCAACUUCUGCCCCCACCUCCCCCCUGAGGGCACGGUUCCCACCCCAAAGUGCCCCCCGGACGCACAGCCUCACCGACGCCGCACGCUCGGGCACUGCGGCUCCCCCUUCCCCGAGGCCCAGCCCGCCUAGCCCCUAUGCCUACAAUUCCCAUCGUGCCCAGCACUGACUGUUACCGUGGCGUUGGGGGGGGAGGGGCCUGCGAUACAGAGGAGCAGUGUGCACUUUUGAAAGUUGUUUUGCGAAAGAGCUUCUGCCAAACGCGUACAUGUAAUGCAAAUGCAGGAGAACAGGCUAGUUCCUGGCUCCCUGCUUCCUGUUUCCUGUUUCCCUGUUUCCUGUAUCUCAGGCCCCUUGUGUGCUGGUUGUGAACGUGCCUUCCUGCAGUUACUGUUGAUCAGUCCACAGGAUGUCCCAUCCUCUCAGGUACCGUGGUUUUCUUACUGGAUGUAACUUUGUUUCAGUCUUUCCUGUUAUCUCAGAGUGGCGUUUACUGCAUGCUGUGCCACCCUUCUGUAGGCGAUGAGUCUUACCUACAGGAUUGAAUGCAGAGAACAAAUAAAGCGAACCUCAAAUUUAAGCUAAAGACGUUGUAGGAGGCUGCAAUGCUUUUUGUUUUUCGAGAAUAGGACUUUGUUUGUGCUGGAUCAGAUCUGGAACAGGGGUUAUGCUGUUUGUGAGUGGGGGUGUGGCCUGUCAGUAUCGGGGCAGCUGAUUGGUUGGAAACGCCCGUGACAUCAGAUGGAAUGCAGCUGUGAUUUCCCCUCCCACUCGCCAGGCCUUCAAUCUUUAGAUUUUUCAAUCUUGUCUCCAGGGAUGUUUUUAAAAUAGUUAAAAAAAUAAAAAAAAAAACAAUAACAAAAAAAAGUGUACACUUUUCACAGUUAUUAUGCUGUCUACACAAUGCUGUGUGAAGUAGUUAAUUUUAAAAGGCCAUAUUUUCAAUAUGACACUGAUUCCACAUUCAAGUUUAAUUUAGGAUUUUCUUCCUGUUUUCCUGUGAGUUCAUGAGGUAUAUGAUUUCUUUGAAAUAUUUCAUCUACUUAUCCCAUUAACAUUAUGCCAAAUAACUUAUUUUGAUAACUGUGCCUAUGACUGAUUUCAUGACUUGUAUGCUGUAUGUUUAGUACCACCUAGUGGUGCUUUGCCUUCAUUGGACAUUGUGGUAUGAAUGCAGGACACUGUUUGCUGGUGAUUUGUGGCAGUUGGCGUUGUAGUGGUAUUGACUGCACAGGGAGAACGGUCUGCCUGCUAUGCUAUGCCAGCAGUCGUGAAUUUCAGAAAACCGAGGCAAUGCUUUUACAGCCGGUUAAAUAUGUACCCAGUAUUACCGGGGUGAAGACGCAGCUAGCUGAGUAAUUGUUGGGUAACUAAUUUGAUUUCUGAGGCACGUCCUACGAAAGUACCAUGAUGCAAAGUUCUUUAGUACUAAGUUUUAGAGCCUGUUUUGUAUACUUGCCUCUGAAAUAAGAACGGUUACCUUGUGAUUACACAUAAGUACCUGGUAGUUACCCAGUAAAUACUAAUGGGCUGCAAAAUAAACCGUUACCAAAACGUUCAUUUUUCAGCCUCUUAACCCGUUGGAAAUAUUUGAAUAUCCUCAUGUUUGUCCAAAACAAGUUUUUUCUAAUGAAGCUUCAGAUUAAUAAGCUUCAAUAUUGAAUAUAAGUAAUGCUCUUGGACACUGAUGGCGUCAGUAUGUACAUUCUUUUGAACAUGGUUUUGGGGUUUGAUUGUGUUUCAAAGGGGAGCAGGAUAUUGAAAAGGGUUUGAAUUGGUAACAUAAUAUAGGUUAGAACGGGAAUUUGUUUUUUAAUUUAAAAAGGAUACGAUCAUUAAUUGCAGCAACCACCAAAACACAAUGCAAGACACAAAGUACAUUCAAAGGCCUUUCAAAAUGUAUCUUUGCACGUAUGAAAUGAAGCAGGAAGCACAGACGUCUUCUCAGUUGUGACUCUCUCUCUCUCUCAGUUGACCAGUUGACCAUGAAAGAGCAAAAACCUUCCAGGUGAACGCUGGAUGCUGGAUCAGUCCUGGGCUGGUCACAACUUUGACUUUGUGUUUAUUUUCUUUUCUUUUUAAAGCACGCCCAAUUGUAAUGAUGAUGUUGUCGUCUCCCUGAUUCCCCCUCUUCCCUUCUGCGAGAUACCUUCCAACAGCACUUGGUUCAAUCUCAGGACACGCAGCAGAGAACGGGAACCGAGACAAACGUUUUGGCCAAAUCUGGGUCUGACCUGUCGAGUCUGAUCGGUGCGGAGGGCUGCCUUCAACCUGAGAACCUGACACUCCAGCACAAUUCUUGAAAUAUGUUCACCUUUUUUUGUUUGUGGUGGGGAGGGGGGUGGGUAUAUGUGAUUUAUAUCUCACACACACACACACACACACACACACACACACACAAACAUUGAAAUCAAUCACACUGUCACUAUUAGAAAAAUGACACAAAUGUCUCCGCGCACUACCAUUAGACACACUCAAAGCUAAUAUACAAACUGAAGAGCAUCUAUACUCACGCACAAGCAAAACUGUCACGAUCCCAGAAUAUCACACACUGCUCAAGCGAUUGAAGCGUGAAGCGAUUUUCUCAUCCACCACAGCAGUUCUGGGUGUGGGUGUGACUGAGUUCUGCUGCCCUUUGAGAUAACUGGAGACUCACUUCCAGUUAUCUCAUCAUGAACAACAAACUGUCUGUGAGAUUACAAUGCCACAAAAUGAAUUAAUUUAUUCAUUAAGACUUUCAGAUGCAGUGAAUUGACAAAUUACAUAUUUGGUAUCGUCUCCUUCAAGAUUGAAACUCCUUUUUAACUCAUGAUACAUGUUGAAGAAUGUUUCACUGGUCAUUGUUUGUUUGGAACGAGUUGAAUGGCACCUUUCAUCGUCAUACAGUGUUCAUGUAUAUUAUGUAAUUUGAUAAGUUAUUAUGUAUGGAAUACCAAGCUACUGUGUUGUUAAGCAAUAUGCGAUUUGGGAUAAAGGCUAUUGAAUGUGAAA
Molecule: messenger RNA, 6366 nt
Organism: Conger conger (European conger)
Lineage: Eukaryota; Metazoa; Chordata; Actinopteri; Anguilliformes; Congridae
Product: protein bicaudal D homolog 1-like
Exons: 7
Coding region: 668-3544 (958 amino acids)
Biological process (GO): positive regulation of receptor-mediated endocytosis; regulation of microtubule cytoskeleton organization; protein localization to organelle
Cellular component (GO): cytosol; Golgi apparatus
Molecular function (GO): dynein intermediate chain binding; dynein complex binding; cytoskeletal adaptor activity
Source: RefSeq, a predicted model, not a curated record